Messenger RNA from Venustampulla echinocandica, 1956 nucleotides. RefSeq lists its product as uncharacterized. The transcript has a single exon. NCBI's taxonomy places the organism in Eukaryota, Fungi, Ascomycota, Leotiomycetes, Helotiales, Pleuroascaceae. Bases 1 to 1956 code for a protein of 651 amino acids. The record is from RefSeq and is a predicted model, not a curated record.
AUGUCUAUCGAUGGCUCUAACCCCUACAACUACGACUUGCUCCUGCAGCCUGACGCAAUCCGAAUUCUGCUCCUCGAGCCCGCUACCACCCAAGAGGCUGACCUCCACGCGACGAUAUCUAUCGCAUGUCUCGGAGAAAACCCUCUCUACGAGGCCAUAUCCUACACGUGGGGCGAGCCCGUCUUCCCGGAAGCGCUCCAUUUAAGUGUAGAAAACCCAAACCUUGACCUCCACAUACAUUCUAAAAUCCAGAUCACCGAGAACCUUGCCUCAGCCCUCAGGCAAUUUCGCCGAAAGAACGAAAACCGGGUUCUCUGGGCGGAUGCCGUAUGUAUCAAUCAAUUGGAUAAUGAGGAGAAGGCCUCUCAAGUGACUUUGAUGAAACGGAUCUAUAAGCAAGCUGCUCAAGUGCUCAUCUGGCUCGGCGAUAACACCCCUGAGAUGGAUUCUGCUUUUCAAUUUACAGAGGGCCUAGCUGCUCGUGCAAAGGAUGAGUUCGAUGUGAAACCAAGGAGCUAUGUCAUACAUCUUGUGCCGCAUAAGCUAGAGUGUGACCGCGGACACAUUGAGGAGCUGCUCGCGAGUACAAAAUCGAGUCAUAUCCAUCAUAUUUACGGAAGACCGUGGUUCUCCCGGCUAUGGAUCGUUCAAGAAGUUGCACUUGCCACUAAAGCAGUGUUAUGUUCUGGAAAACUGGAGCUAGAUUGGAUGACUUUCGAGACCGCAAUGACGCUACUCCGGGAAUCUUUGGAUACGGUUGCAGGAAGCAGCAUAUUAGAGGCAGUGGCGUUCAGCCAAGUGUGGAGUAUCAUCGAAGUCAAGGGCGACUAUAGAGCCCUAAAUUCUGGACAUGUGACAUAUGGUUCUGUGUAUGCCCAACUAGGGAUCUUCAUGCAGAGACUCAGACAGCAGGAUUGCAAAGAUGAUCGAGAUCGUGUUUAUGCUCUACUGGGGUUGCAAACCCCACUCUUCCUCAGUUUACACUUCAAGCCUGAUUAUACGGUAACUUCUUUUGAGGUAUAUACCAAGUUUGCCUGGGCACACCUUGAAGCAGGGGAUGUCGAGAUACUACUUGAUGCUGGAAUUUGGUGGCGGGAUAUCUCAGAGGUGAACCUGGACCAGGCCCCUAUUGUGGAGUAUGAUCCCAACUAUCUCCCGUCCUGGGCACCUGAUUUGAGGAAGCCCAAGACCCCAAGAUGGCUUUGCUACCGUGGCGAUAACGAUAGAUUCUACGCAAGCACCGAAUUCCUGCCCAAGAUCAAACUUUCUUCUCAAAACAUACAAACGGUAGCUAUCUGGAGCGCUGUUGUCGGCCAAAUCCGUACUCAGGUGUACCUUGAAAAGAACUUCAUGACCCAGCUAAUCAAUUUCCAAUAUAUUCGAAAUUCAAUCAAAAUGAUCCAGGAUCAAGUUGAGCAAGUCCUCGAAGCAAAUAAAGGAGGCUAUAUAACAGAAACACUUGACGACGCAUUAGCAAGAACCCUUAUCGCAGACGGCGCAGCCACUACCCUUAAACCAUCGGAUGUCCCCAAUCUCUGGCUCCUAUAUUCCAAGCACUGUCUCUCCUCUGAUGGUGGAGUCUUACAAAAAUAUCUUCAGCAAGCAGCUUUUCCGCCCUCCGCCCAAUUUUACAGCUCCCUAAAUCCCGAAGAACAAGAGGCAUGGGACUUCCACACCUAUCUCACAAGGUCCCUCUUCGGAAACACAUUCUUUAUAACGGUCGAUGGAAGAAUAGGCCUCGCGCCUCCUGGCUCACAGCCAGGGGAUGAAAUCGUCCUGAUUGAUGGAUGCCGUACCCCAUUUCUGAUGCGGAGGUUAGAGGGCACGCUAUCAGUGCAGUUUCAGAGGCCAUAUUAUUCUAUUGUUGGGCCGUGUUAUUUGCAUGGUGUUAUGUAUGGGGAGAUGUGUACCGACGAGCAGAUCGAGGACAGGUGGGGGUUCACGCCUAUUAUUUAA